CAAACUGCUGCUACUUCUACUAUUCUCGCUUCCCUAUGCACAAAUUAGGUAACUCAGCAAAGGGGAUUCCUCCUACGACGUCGUUUCAUGCCUACUCGUUUCGGUUUUUGGACACAAUUAUUUGGUCGUUUCUCCUCGUUGGCAUAGAACCAGUACACUACAACCUUGGAAAAUGAUCCCGUGUUUUUCUCGUACACUCUUUUAAUUUUAAUCCCUCACUCUUUCUCUUUGAAGCCCAAACACACAAAUUAAAUCAGGAUGUUUCAGUAAUUUUCCAUGAUAAUUCCAGCUUUCAGAGUUUAACCUCCCCAGAUUCUUAGAUUCCCAGAGGAAAUUUUGUCCGCGCUGUGAUUCUUAAUUAAUUACCCCUUCUUCCUUUUUUCCUUGUCUUUGGUGCUUGGAUUCUUAGAAAAAUACUCUGAAAACCCAAAAGAAGAUGCAGCUGCAGCUGCAGCGCCAAAAGAAAAAGCGAGAAAAAGAGUUUCUCUUUCUCUUUUGAGUCUUCUCUCUCUCUCUCUCUCUCUCUCUCUCUCUCUCACACACACACACACACACACACACACACAACACACACACUCUGAGCCUAUUGCUUUCACUUUGUGAAAGAAAGCGUUGUUUGUUUAACGACAUCACCACCUUCGACCCUUCCCUUUCUAACGUUGUUGUUUCCAAGAAGCCAAGCAUUCGCUUUAGGGAGAAACAAACACCCUCUUUUAUACGCUUUCUUCUCAUUUCAUUUCUCAUGUGCUUCAACGUUUAUUCUUAUCGGCUGCUGUUGAUACUGUUUGCCUAGUCCCUUUUCCUUCAACGUUUCUUCAUGUCGGACUCCGCCAAGGUGCGAUUGGUCCGUUGCCCAAAGUGUCAAAACCUUCUUCCCGAACUCGCCGAUUACUCUGUUUAUCAAUGUGGUGGUUGUGGUGCGGUUCUUCGAGCGAAACAUAAGGGUUAUGUGAGUGGUAGCUUGUCGGAUGACGGGAAGGUUGAAGUUGGAGGAGAUUCUGGUAAAUCGGAAAGUUCAUUGGAGAAGGGCUUAGUGGAUCGCAGUGAUGCUUCGGACAUUGAUGCUAAGUCCAGUAAUGGUCCCUCAAGGGACGAAAUUCAAAGGGAAGUGGAUAAAGUAGAUAACAUGGAGGAGAAAUUUCUGAAUCAACCAGAGGGUAUUAUUGAGAAAGGGGUAUUUGAUGAUGGUGUUGAUGUCAAUGGUAGCAAAGAUGAAGCGGGUAAAUCAAUAGGAAGAGAACAGGAUGAACCACACAAGUCUCGAAUUAGUCGUGAGAAUGGGUCUAAAUUCUCUGGGAGAAUUUUUAAUAUGCAGAAUGGAGAGAGAGGUGAGAUGGAGGGGUUUUGGAGAAAGCCACGAACUGAGAUGGAAAGUGUGAGAUUUUCCACCUCGAAGUAUCCUGAUGAAGGACCUUCGAAUGGCUUUUCUAGUAAUUAUAUGGGAUCGUGGAGGAAUCGCAACGAAGCAGAUGGUGCAGACAUGGUUCAGCACCUUGAGCAGGAUCGAGCUGAGCUUCUAAGGAAGCUAGAUGAGUUGAAGGUCCACCUUAGUAAGUCUUCUGAAUUGGUAAACAACCAAAAGGAAAAGAUUAUUCCUGAUGAAAGGACGAUUCCUCCGGAUCCUCAUCCCUACGGUGGCUCCGAUCCUUGGUUUUCAGAUGGAUCAUCUGGGUUGAAUAGAACUUCAAGGCAAUUUUAUGGCACUGAUAAGCACGUGGCAGGCUCCACUCAUUUCAGUUAUCAUCAUCAUGAUUCGUAUCCUUAUGCCAGGGGUCAUGACAUGGCUAUGCCCAACAUCCCUCCUUCAAUGCAUAAUCCAAAUCGAUAUGGGGAUCCUUUUGCAUCCCAAAUGCUGAGGGGAGGUCAACACCAGUUCCCAAAACAACCAUUGCAUCCCUACUAUACAGGACGGUAUGUUGAUACUAAUCCAGAUUCAUAUGAACUAUACUCACAUAAUAAUUCAAUGCUUCAUCCACCUUCUUGCUCAUGUUUCCAUUGUUAUGAUAACAAACGAAGAGGUUCCGUGCCAGCACCACCCACUUCAUUCAUUAACAGCAGAUUCCCUGAUAUUCCAAAUGAUCCUAUGUUAUAUCAUCAUGACCUCCCAGGGGCAUUUGGUCCCCAAGUUCAUAAUUCUAGAACAGCCAUUCCUCCUGGGACUUAUCGUGAGAGCCAAUUACAUGCAAGAUGGGGUAAUGAUUUCAACUCUGAGAUGGGUAGUUUUGUUCGAACUCGUCCUCGCAAAGUAAUGUUAGCUACUAGUAGCCAGCGUUGCUAUCCUUUAGCUGGCGGUUCACCCUUCAUCUCAUGUCAUAAUUGCUCUGAGUUGCUGUUACUGCCUAAAAAAGCAUUGGUUCUGGUGAAAAAUCGUCGGCAGAAAGUGCAAUGUGGGGCUUGUUCCUCAGAAAUAAGCUUUUCUGUCAUCAACAACAAGUUGAUUAUUUCUCCUAAUUUAGAAACAAAGGGAGUUCCCUCUAGAGGUGAUAACAGCUCUAAUGAGGUUGGGAGUAGCCGUAUGUCACAUUCCCGAGUUCAUGCCAACAGGACUGGUGCUAACUUUUCAUCCGAUGAUUAUUCUGGUUAUGAUUUUCAUUCUGUAGACAGGGAACCUCUCUCUAUGGGUGCUUUGAACUCUAACAAGUCCCUGGAGAUGCCAAGUUUCCGUUCUUCAUCUCUCAGUACCUCUGAAGAUGAAAAUAGUCCGGAAGCAAUGAUUGAUCCAAGGGACGCCACCAAGUCCAUUCAUCGGCCAACUACAGAUUCUCUAUCUCCUCCUGCUGGUUCGCCUCUACAAGAGUAUUUUGAUUACUCCAAUAAUAACCAUGCAGUAAAUCGGUUUGGAAAAGGAAACCAAAGCAGUCGGUCAGAGCAAGAGAAGACAAAAGUGGACAAGAUGUCAUCACGUCAAAAUUCAUUGAAAGAGGCUGCACUUGCAACCGAGAUGGAUGUCCAUGAUUAUUCAAACACAGGUGUUUCCCAGGAUUCCGGAUAUGCUAGCCGAGAACAUGAUCAUCCAAAAUCCAACAAAGGGGGUGAAUCGUUUUUUGCAAACAUUAUCAAAAAAAGCUUCCGAGACUUCUCGCGGUCUAAUCAUACAGAUGAUCGUAGUAAAAUCAGCGUUACUGUAAACGGGCAGCCAUUAUCUGAUCGUGUUGUCAAGAAGGCUGAAAAGCUAGCAGGAACAAUCCAGCCUGGAAAUUAUUGGUAUGAUUUUCGGGCUGGAUUUUGGGGUGUCUUGGGAGGGCCUUGUCUUGGAAUAAUUCCUCCAUUUAUAGACGAGUUCAAUCAUCCCUUGCCAAAACAAUGUUCUGGUGGGGGUACUGGUGUUUUUGUAAACGGUAGGGAACUUCACCCGAAAGACUUGGAUUUGCUAGCAGGGAGAGGACUUCCCACAGAUAGAGAUAGAUCAUAUAUCAUUGAAAUUUCUGGGAGAGUCCUGGAUGAAGACACAGGAGAAGAGCUGGACAGCCUUGGCAAACUUGCACCAACAGAUGAUAUGUUUUUACUGAUUUGCUAAAACACCAUUUUCAUCAUUUUCACUAGCAACUCAAAUGUUCACAGUUGCCUGUGAUCUUGAGCCCUAGAUUGGAAACAGGUUUCCCAAGAUACACAUUUUGACUUGGCAAUUAUUGCAAGAUGGUUUUUAGGUUAGAAAUAGAACAAUCAGAAUCUUGCCAAUCAUUAUAGGUUUACCAAGGGUGAGAGGCAUGGUUUUACAGCAGGCGCAGCUGAUAGUUGGUGAAUCAUAUUGUAGUUCUGUGAAAGGGAUAUAAUAUACUUUUUUUUUUCUGUGUUUUCGUUGUUCACUAUUUUAUUUAUCAAAUUUUUUUUUUGGUCAAAAUGAAGAUAAUAAGACAGCUGAAGAGUUGGGUAUUUUCUGGUACUAGUGAUCUUAGGGUACACUUCUGAUGUUUUGUCAUUUUUUUUUCUCAUCGAAGAGGGGUGUAGCGGGUUGCACCCAAUUCUCUGACAGUAAUAUUCCUUUCUUUUUUGGAUUGGGUUGAAAUUAGACUAAACUCAACUCGGGCCACUUACACCUCAAUUAAGCAUACAUGACCAUGUACUAAAUUUAUACCAAUCAAAUGUUAGCAUGACAUAGAAUAAUUAGAAACAACAUCCGAAAUGUAAAAUAUCAAGUCAAAGGAUUAAAAGAUGCUGAAUUUAAAGCCUGAUGGCUUCUGUAGAAACGUACAAAUUCACGUGGACAACAGGCAAGCAAAUCUGCGGAUGCUUCACUUCUCAAUUUUAUGCCCCAAAUUGAUUAUUCUUUCUUUCUCCGUACAUUGUCCGAACUUAAGUCCACAUGAUUGUAUUUACUUCACUUCCCACUAUAAUUCCAGCAUUUGACUUUUUAUACAUUUGUUCAUAUUGCAUUAAAUUUUAUUUAUCAUGAAGGACAUUCAUUUUGCUUGGGCU
Molecule: messenger RNA, 4416 nt
Organism: Vigna radiata var. radiata (mung bean)
Lineage: Eukaryota; Viridiplantae; Streptophyta; Magnoliopsida; Fabales; Fabaceae
Product: protein ENHANCED DISEASE RESISTANCE 4
Exons: 5
Coding region: 818-3517 (899 amino acids)
Biological process (GO): regulation of defense response to fungus
Source: RefSeq, a predicted model, not a curated record